GGGUCGGCUGUCGUUAUCAACUACUUCUCAGGAACGCAGACACUUGCUUCUUUUCAAAGCGACCGAGCGUUACAGAUAUUUUCUGCAGCUGCUCCCAGAACGAUCGAAAAGACGAUCAAGUCGCAUCAAGGCUGCUAUAUGAGAGGCAACGCAGUGUUAUGUGUGUAGCGUCUUGACUCAACGCCGAAGACCGAGGGAGAGUGGUAGUGUGCACUUCACCUACUGUAGCUAUGCAUGAACGUUUUGUUACUUAUAUAGGUCACCGGGGUGAUUCUAUUCGCCUACAUCUUUUCUUCAGGAUGUCGCCCAGUCUGCUACAGACUGCGCUCACAUCCAGUCUGAGGGAUUCUCUCCUCACGGUGGCAGCGUUGAGCUUGACUACCCAUUAUAUUUACAACCGAUGGGAGCCUACCAAUGUCACAUUCCAGUUUUUCCUACUCGCAGUCGUUCCUUUGGUGUUGUCGAUCUUUGUCGGCACGCAUGUUUCUAUUCUUGCAGCGGUUCCCUUGACAUUCCUCACAUAUUACGCCACACUCUGCACCUCCGUUGUGCUCUACCGUCUCUCACCAUUUCACCCUCUCGCUCGAUACCCUGGUCCUAUUCCAUGCAAGAUCAGUCAGUUUUGGAUGACCAACAUUUCCAUGAAGGGAAAAAGGCAUCUUUACAUCCAACGACUUCACGAGAAGUAUGGUGAUAUCGUUCGGAUCGGUCCUAACGAGGUGUCCAUACGUGACCCCUCUGCUAUCAACCCUUUGAUGGGUACAAACGGUUGGCCCAAGGGUCCCAAUUUCCUUGGGCGCUCGAUGGGGCCGCAACCCAUGCAGGCCAUGAUCAUGAUUCGUAACACAGCGGAACAUCACCGCCGACGCAGACCCUGGAACAGAGCUUUCAGCACCGCUGCGUUGAAAGAGUACGAACCAUUGGUCGCGAAGCGCGUGAAUCAACUCGUCGAAAAGAUAGCUUCCGACAAGGGUGUGGUCGACAUCGCCAAAUAUAUUGGCUACUUCACUUACGACUUCAUGGGUGAUAUGGCUUUCGGUGGCUGGUAUGAAAUGUUGCGUGAUGGUGACGCAGAUGGUCGAUGGAAAGCCAUGGAGGACAGCUUGCGCGCAACCGUCUUCCUUGAGCAUAUCCCGUGGAUUACUUACUGGAUGCAGAAGUUGGGUGUCGGCGCUGAGGUGAUCCAGAAGCAGCGUUCUUUUGCCCUUGCGCGUGCGGAUGAGCGGUACAAGCAAGGGUCUAAGACCAAGGAUCUCUUCUACUACCUCAACAACGAUGACGGUGCCGAGCCCGAACCCCCCGCAAAGGCGCAGGUCAUCUCAGACGGUAAUCUUGCCAUUAUCGCUGGUUCCGAUACUACUGCUAGCGUUCUGGCCAACAUUAUCUAUUAUCUUCUCCGCGAGCCGACGGCAUACAAGAGGUUGCAACAAGAAGUCGACCUUUACUACCCGCCUGGUGAGGAUGCCACUGAAACUAAGAAUCACACUAAAAUGGUGUUCCUCGAGGCCGUGAUUAAUGAGGCUUUGCGAUUGCUUCCUGCUGUUCCAAGUGGUAGUCAGCGAGCGGCCUACCCCGGUUCAGGAGGCAAGGCUAUUGGACCUUACUAUCUUCCCGAAGGUACUCAUGCUCGGAUCCACUUCUACUCCGUCCAACGCGACCCUCGAAACUUCUCUCCCCAUCCCGAAUCAUUCUGGCCUGAUCGAUGGAUCGUUGCCGAAGGUGAUAUACCUGCUCCUAAGGACUUCAAACAUAACCCAGCUGCAUUCACCCCUUUCUCAUUCGGACCUUACAACUGCGUCGGCAAGAACCUUGCGUUGCAGGAAAUGCGUACUGUUCUGUGUAGCUUUUUGCAGAACUUGGAUUUGCGUUUCGCGGAUGGGUAUGAUCCGGAGGAUUGGAUUCGGGAUAUCGAGGAUAUGUUCGUUGUGAAGAAGGGACGGUUGCCUGUUAUUGCUACCAGGCGUACUCACCAUUCGUGAUACUUCAUUACCACUACUAGUUCUUUGCGCACUCUCGUUACUUACACUGGUCUUUGGAAGGAAUGUCAUUCGUAUUCCUAUUUCAGUAAAACUUCUCCGAUGAUCAUGGCCAACGAUAGGGCGAGUCGAAGUCAGGAAAGCUGCAUUCUCUUUCAGGAAAUACCUCGAAGAGUACCAUAAUUACUCCGCCCCUGUAUCUCCAUUACUGCUUUCACCGCCGGCCAAGCCAUUCAUCGCCCUUUUCAACUUCCAGAUUUCUGUCGUACGCCUGACUUGCCUUUAGUCGGCUUCGCACUUAAAACGGUCAUUUCUGAAACGUCGGGACCGACUGGACUAGCCGGGUU
Messenger RNA from Somion occarium, 2323 nucleotides. The record is from the annotation of a GenBank genome assembly. Lineage: Eukaryota; Fungi; Basidiomycota; Agaricomycetes; Polyporales; Cerrenaceae.